Molecule: messenger RNA, 1529 nt
Organism: Diachasmimorpha longicaudata
Lineage: Eukaryota; Metazoa; Arthropoda; Insecta; Hymenoptera; Braconidae
Gene: wuho
Product: tRNA (guanine-N(7)-)-methyltransferase non-catalytic subunit WDR4
Exons: 1
Coding region: 234-1427 (397 amino acids)
Biological process (GO): tRNA modification; RNA (guanine-N7)-methylation
Cellular component (GO): cytosol; tRNA methyltransferase complex; nucleus
Molecular function (GO): protein binding
Source: RefSeq, a predicted model, not a curated record
UCAUUCAUUGUCAAGGUAGUCGGGUUAUUAUUGGCUGAAUCAGCUUAAGAAUUGCUGGAAUAUACCUCCUAAAACUUAACCAUACCACGUGAUUUACUACUAGAUAUUUAAUGUUGCAAUGACUCUUAGUACCCAAGUCACUGUUGUCCAGAAAUUUUUUAUUUACAAAAAAACAGUGGUGAUGGCAAAUGGUUUUUUCAAAACUAGUAUGUCCCUCUGCCAGCUGUGUUUGAAUGUUUUUGAAUUCCUCCCCUAACCUCAAAACACAAGCUCAUGCCGUCACCAUGAGUUUCUCAGUAUCAAAUUCCAUCUUAGUUUUGUGCACCUCCGAGACAAUUCUCGUGUUCGACCUGUCAGAUCACUCUCUUCGGACGAUAAUUCUCCCAAAACUGGUCAUCGCGACUGAGAUAAAGCAUCACAACAACGUGGAAAUCGACUCGUUUCACGGGAUAACCUCAGUCUCAAUCUCCAACGAUGGGCAAUACCUCAGCAUCUGCACGAAUCGCAAGCAGCUUUGCCUCUACAAGACUAAGGAUUUUUCCCUGGUGUCGAACAGGACUCUGGUGAGGGCAGCUAGUCGAGUGAGGUUCACACCUGGAAAUGACGUGAUUGUCGCUGACAAGUCCGGCGACGCUUACCUGUUCGCCACACGCUGUCCUGAACAGCCUGGGGAGCUCAUUCUGGGACAUUUGUCGAUGCUCCUGGACAUUCUAGUCACAGAUGAUGGAAAGUUCGUUGUCUCAGCUGAUAGGGACGAAAAAAUUCGUGUGUCCCGCUUCCCGAACGGCUACAACAUCGAGUCAUUUUGUCUGGGGCACACGAAAUUCGUCAGCAACAUUUCGGAGCUGCCACAUGACAAGAGAAUCUUGGUCUCCGCUGGCGGAGAUGGGCAACUCAAAUUUUGGAAUUACAUUGAUGGGGUUGAGGUUAAGAGGGUUGAAUUUAUGGGGCACAUCCAGGAGAAUCACGUGACGAGGCUGAAUGAUAGCUUGAAGGAUCUGGAGCUCCAGGAGCCUGUAAGGAAUCUUCCGAUGAAGAGGCUGGCAUUGGAGAUGAUAAAUGGAAAAUCCAUUUUGAUCUGCAGUUUUUAUGGCUCUGGGGUUGUGCUAGUUUAUGACAUUGAUAGCGAUCUGGAGGUGGAGUUCCUGCAGAUGAUUUGUGAGGAAGAAGAAUCCUUGGAGUGUGUGAUGUCAGGGGGGAAACUGUGGAUUUUGUUUGACUGGGGGAUUAAAGUUUAUCGUUUUGAUGGUACUUUUGUAGUUGAUUCGGAAAUGAACGGGUCCUUGAUGGAAUUGAAUGACAGGUGGAAGGAGUUGAGAACGAAAGUUAGUGAACAAAUGUUUUAUCCAAUUUUAUACAAGAGGAAAUUUGAUAAUUUUCAGGAGUAUCACGACAGAAAAAAAUCACGAAUGAAAUUGUCUAAUUGACCUCGGGGCUCCAUUCAGCGUAGAUUUAAAGACUUAACAACAUUAUUUGUAUAUUUUUUAUAAUGAAACUUGUUCCAUUAAAUACAAAUUUUAAAAGUAUAA